Messenger RNA from Phyllostomus hastatus (greater spear-nosed bat), 2136 nucleotides. RefSeq names its product synaptogyrin 3 (gene SYNGR3). Bases 125 to 814 code for a protein of 229 amino acids. The record is from RefSeq and is a predicted model, not a curated record. Gene Ontology annotation, cellular component: neuromuscular junction; synaptic vesicle membrane. The transcript is spliced from 4 exons. NCBI's taxonomy places the organism in Eukaryota, Metazoa, Chordata, Mammalia, Chiroptera, Phyllostomidae.
UAGAGGUAGAAGCAGCACCAGCACCUUCUGCAGCAGCAGCAGCCACGGGCGGUCUCGGGCAGGGUCGGCCUGACUGACCCAGAAACUGAAGACACCAGGGGCACGCCGCCCGCUGGGGCCGGCCAUGGAAGGAGGUUCCUUCGGAGCAGGCCGUGCGGGGUCUGCCCUGGACCCCGUGAGCUUCGCGAAGCGGCCCCAGACUGUGCUGCGGGUCGUGUCCUGGGUGUUCUCCAUCGCUGUCUUCGGGCCCAUUGUCAAUGAGGGUUACGUGAACUCCGAAAGCGGUCCGGAGCUGCGCUGCGUCUUUAACGGGAACGCAGGUGCCUGUCGCUUCGGGGUCACGCUCGGCCUCGGCGCCUUCCUCGCCUGCGCCGCCUUCCUGUUCCUAGACUUGCGCUUCCAGCAGAUCAGCAGCGUCCGCGACCGCCGUCGCGCGGUGCUGCUGGACCUGGGCUUCUCAGGGCUCUGGUCCUUCUUGUGGUUCGUGGGCUUCUGCUUCCUCACCAACCAGUGGCAGCGCACGGCGCCCGGUCCAGGCACCACGCAGGCUGGAGACGCAGCACGGGCCGCCAUCGCUUUCAGCUUCUUCUCCAUCCUCAGUUGGGUGGCGCUCACCGUGAAGGCCCUGCAGCGGUUCCGCCUAGGCACCGACAUGUCGCUCUUUGCCACCGAACAGCUGGGCACCGGGGCGGGGCAGGCCUACCCCGGCUACCCAGUAGGCAGCGGUGUGGAGGAUACGGAGACCUACCAGAGCCCGCCCUUCACCGAGACCCUGGAUACCAGCACCAAAGGGUACCAGGUGCCCGCCUACUAGUGGCUGGUGGGCUCAGACUAGGGCCGGAAGGCUGCCCUACCAAUGCAGGGCCCACGGCCUCCUGCGACCUCCCUCAGGUCCCGGUCCAGCUUUAGGAAUGGAGGAGUGGCCACUGUGGGCUGUCUGGGACCAAGAGAGGAUAGCCUCCAGGGUGCCAGGGCUGUACCCACAAGUUUCCCCAGUAAGUACCUUUACUCUCCAGCCCCAUGCCUGAAGUCUUGAGGAAGGGACAGCACAGCCCUGGACAUGUGUGCUCCAGCCUUCAGUGGAUCAGCCUGUAGGGGGCCAUUCCCCUCAUGAGGCAGCCAGCCCAGGGUUUACCUGUCCACUCUGGAGUGAGGGAUCCAGCUGCCCUCCAUAGCCAGGUGCAGGGCCUGCCCCAGACUGGGGGCAGCACUGCCUCCACCCCCAUGCCAUGACCCAGGGAGCAUGGCUGAUGGCCACUGUUCCCCGUCUCAUGUCACCGUGGGUAGUGGCAGUCCUUGCUCCUGUUGUGGUGGUUCGCCCCAUGGGGCCAUGUGCUCUCUGGAGCCUCCCUCCCUUUCCUCUCACCUGCUCACUAGAGUAGCCUGGCCUUGUUGAUGUUGUGAUUGUGGUCUUCAAGUUUCACCUGGUAGUUUCCAUGCCCUGCCCCAGGCCUCUGCCUGAGUGGGCAGUUCUGGCCGGGAAGGCACAGCAUGGCUGUAGGCCUGGGCACCAACCAGCCUUCUCUCAGCCCUUCAGUAAGACUUACCCAAGGGAGGCUUGGGACACCUGUGUACCUGGCAAGACAAGCCCUGGAAAGGAGAGAGGCUGCAUUUGCCCAUGGUGCCCUGGAGACACCAUUCUGUGCAAACCCCUUUACCUUGGUUUCCUAGACCAGUCCUUCAACUCCCCACCCUGCACCCCAUUUUAAGGCCCAGUCCAAGGUUGGGGUCCCUCUGUAUAGCUGACUACUCAUGCAUUGCUCAAAGCUGGCUUUUCACAUUAUACCAGAUGCGGUUGCCACAUUCAAUUCUUAAAAACAGACACCUCCCUCUGGAGUUGCAAUUGAGUGACAACCCUGUACAUUGUAGCAUAGAUCAAUUAUGUGUGGAUAUUUAAGUGAACAUGUUUACAAUUUUUGUAUAUAUGGAUUUUUCCUGUCCUCUGAAAGAACAAUCCGUGAUUGUGUAUUUUCAGUGUCCCAUGUUCCAGCUGCAAGUUCUUUACAAUAAAGACUGGAGCCCUGGCUGGUGUGGCUCAGUGGAUUGAGUGCCAGCCUGUGAACCAAAGGGUUACCGGUUCGAUUCCCAGUCAGGGCACAUACCUGGGUUGUGGGCCAGGUCCCCAGUAGGGGGUGU